Messenger RNA from Diospyros lotus (date-plum), 1548 nucleotides. RefSeq names its product glucan endo-1,3-beta-glucosidase 14-like. Gene Ontology annotation, biological process: carbohydrate metabolic process. The transcript has 4 exons. The record is from RefSeq and is a predicted model, not a curated record. Gene Ontology annotation, molecular function: hydrolase activity, hydrolyzing O-glycosyl compounds. Bases 170 to 1315 code for a protein of 381 amino acids. Gene Ontology annotation, cellular component: plasma membrane. NCBI's taxonomy places the organism in Eukaryota, Viridiplantae, Streptophyta, Magnoliopsida, Ericales, Ebenaceae.
UCAUCCAAUCCAUUUAUAUGCCGUACUGAUAUGCAACCAUAGCUCUCUCCUUGCAUUUGCUAUUUCCACACCUCCCCCUCUAACCUGUUUCAUAUACAUGCAUCCCAUUCCCAGCUGCUUCACCAUCUCCAUCGCUCCUUAUUAAUUUCUCUUCCAAACAAUCAAAAUCAUGCGCUUCCUCGGUUUCCUUAUCCUUUUCCUGCUCCUCCACUUUCCUCGCGCUAAUCAUGGUCUCACCGGGACGUUUGGAGUGAACUACGGCAGGAUCGCCGACAAUCUCCCUAAGCCAGGAAACGUGGCCUUGCUCCUCAGAGCCAACAAGAUCAAGAACAUAAGAAUUUACGACGCCGAUCAUGAAGUUCUCAAGGCCUUCCAUGGCUCCGGCAUCGAAAUCAUUGUCGGCCUCGGCAACGAGUUCUUGAAGGACUUCGCCGUCAGCCAGGACCGCACUAUGUCCUGGGUCAAGGAUAACGUCCAGGCCUUCCUACCCGGAACUAAAAUCCGAGGAAUCGCCGUCGGCAACGAGGUCUUGGGCAAUCCGGACAUCCAGGAGCUCGGGGAGGUCCUCUUGCCGGCCGCCAAGAACGUGUACAACGCCCUCGACAGCCUAGGCCUGGCCCGCACCAUCGAGGUCUCGUCGCCGCACUCGGAGGCCGUCUUCGCCAACUCCUAUCCGCCGUCGGCGUGUGUUUUCAAGGAUACCGUUCUCCCCAUCAUGAAGCCGCUUCUGCAAUUCUUCUCCCAGAUCGGCUCCCCAUUCUACAUCAACGCGUACCCUUUCCUCGCCUACAAGAGCGACCCGGAGCACAUCGACCUCAACUACGCACUCUUCAAGUCGAACGCCGGCGUGUUCGACGCCAAGACGAGGCUGCACUACGACAACAUGUUCGACGCAAUGGUCGACGCCGCUUACGCGGCGCUGGAGAAGGCUGGGUUUGCUAAGACGGAGGUCAUCGUGUCGGAGACCGGAUGGGCGUCUCGCGGCGAUGAGAACGAGGCCGGCGCCAAUUUGAAGAACGCCAGGAUUUACAACCGAAACCUCCGCAAGCGGCUGGCGAGCAAGAAAGGGACGCCGUUUCGGCCGAAGAAGAGGGUGAAGGCUUACGUCUUCGCCUUGUUUAACGAGAAUCAGAAGCCGGGGCCGACAUCGGAGAGGAACUUCGGGCUAUUUAAGCCGGACGGCAGCGUCACUUACCACAUUGGGUUUCAGGGAAUGGUUUCUUCUUCUCCAGCAACAUUGUCCUGUCUUCUCACCUUCAAGUUGCAGGCGUUCAUGGCUUCAAUCACAAUACUGAUGCUGAUUUUGAGGUGGUGAUGACUAAUCGGUUGGGAGGCGUCGAUCUCUAAUUUCCUCGUACCAUUCAGUGUUCCUUCUCAUUCGCCCAUUAAUAUUAAUUGUAUAUUCCUGAUCUGCAGAUGCAAACUGCUCAUCUCUUUUUCGAUUUGAUUGAGCAAAUUAGUUAUGGGAUCGAUGAUCAAUAACUGUUUUCUUCAUUAAUGAUUAUAUAUGUCAAUUAUCAAAAGACUUGUAUAUAUAAGCAUCAGGCU